Messenger RNA from Lucilia cuprina (Australian sheep blowfly), 1407 nucleotides. It is a transcript of the gene Rab4, whose product is annotated as ras-related protein Rab-4B. Bases 198 to 842 code for a protein of 214 amino acids. Gene Ontology annotation, biological process: Rab protein signal transduction; regulation of endocytosis. The transcript is spliced from 4 exons. The record is from RefSeq and is a predicted model, not a curated record. Gene Ontology annotation, cellular component: endosome. NCBI's taxonomy places the organism in Eukaryota, Metazoa, Arthropoda, Insecta, Diptera, Calliphoridae. Gene Ontology annotation, molecular function: GTP binding; GTPase activity.
AGUAAGAAGAAAAAAAAAAACGAAAACAACAAUAACUUUAGUCAUAGUUUAGUGACAACUAUUAAAAUAGUAAAAUAUCGAAAUUGCAUUUUAAUGUCAUUUUAAUUUAAAUAUACAAAAUAAUUGUUUUAAAAACAACUCAAGCAACAAAAUAGAAAACUAUUAAUUGAAACGCAAAGAAAACAGACUAAAUAAAUAUGUCUGAAACAUACGAUUAUUUAUUUAAAUUUUUAAUAAUCGGUAGUGCUGGCAGUGGUAAAAGUUGUUUAUUGCAUCAUUUUAUUGAAAAUAAAUUUAAAGAUGACAGCUCUCAUACCAUAGGCGUAGAAUUUGGCUCACGUAUUGUCAAUGUCGGUGGUAAAUCGGUAAAAUUGCAAAUAUGGGAUACUGCUGGUCAGGAACGUUUCCGUUCGGUAACACGCUCAUAUUAUCGUGGGGCAGCUGGAGCUUUAUUGGUCUACGACACUACAUCACGUGAUUCUUUUAAUGCUUUAACAAAUUGGCUCAAUGAUGCCAGAACAUUGGCAAGUCCUAACAUAGUAAUACUCUUGGUUGGGAAUAAAAAAGAUUUAGAAGAAGCCAGAGAUGUUACAUUUUUGGAGGCAUCUACAUUCGCCCAAGAAAAUGAAUUAAUAUUCCUGGAAACAAGUGCAAAAACUGGUGAAAAUGUUGAGGAGGCAUUUCUGAAAUGUUCAAAAACUAUUUUGGCUAAAAUAGAAACUGGUGAACUAGAUCCGGAGCGUAUAGGCAGUGGUAUACAAUAUGGUGGGGCCGCUUUAAGAAAUUUACAACAAACACGACAACGAAGUAUUAAUAAGCCUGAUUGUGGCUGUCGCGUUUAAUUUUUCUUUUAAAACAACACUAUCUUUAGUGUUUUAUUUUCCUCUUCUUUUUUUUUACUCCGGCAUAUCCUUAUAUUUUAUCUGUGUGUAUUUAUAGUGUUUUUUUGAAAAUCUCAUCUUAGUAGUAAUAUAAGUACUUUUAAUACCUAUAAGAAAAUUGAUUACCUAUAAUUUAAAGUUGGGUUUAUUUUAUGUUUUUUUUUUUUUUAAAACACUCAUUCCAUGUUUUAUGCAAUUAAACCUUGCCUCCCCCCUCAACUCAAAAAAGAAUCGCCAUUAUAUUGUUUUACUUAUUUGUUUGUAAACUUAUUUUCUCUUUUCAAACAUUUAUUUUUAAUAUUUAAAUUAUAUCUCAAAUUUGUGCAAAGUUGUUUAAUUGAUUGGUUUUUAAAGGAGCGAAGAAAAUGUAUCGUUUUAUUAUUAUUUUUACUCUAGGCAUUUCUCUUUGUAUAUAAUAAGACCAAUUAACUAUAAAUAAAGCGAAAAAUGAAAAUCUCGUUGUAGUCUGUAGAAACUGAACAUACAAUUAUUAAGAAGAAUAAUAAACAAAUAAUGUUGCACCCAA